Messenger RNA from Phyllostomus discolor (pale spear-nosed bat), 2883 nucleotides. RefSeq names its product T cell immune regulator 1, ATPase H+ transporting V0 subunit a3 (gene TCIRG1). The transcript has 20 exons. NCBI's taxonomy places the organism in Eukaryota, Metazoa, Chordata, Mammalia, Chiroptera, Phyllostomidae. Gene Ontology annotation, cellular component: vacuolar proton-transporting V-type ATPase complex; plasma membrane; vacuolar proton-transporting V-type ATPase, V0 domain. Bases 301 to 2796 code for a protein of 831 amino acids. Gene Ontology annotation, molecular function: ATPase binding; proton-transporting ATPase activity, rotational mechanism. Gene Ontology annotation, biological process: proton transmembrane transport; vacuolar acidification. The record is from RefSeq and is a predicted model, not a curated record.
CUCCUCUUCCUUCCUCCAGUUUGAGCUAAGGAAACUGAGUGUCAAGAGGGAGAGUGGCUGGGCCUGGGUUCAAGAGCAGAGGCCACAGAGCCCUGGCUUGUGGGGGGGACAUGUGCAGGGCCCACUGGAGGCCACCAUGCCCCCCCUCCUCCCCGUUGGCGUUUGAGCAAGGCCCUGCCAGGCCCUUCCGGCCCAUUUCAAAGUGUCUACAGUUUCACUUUCAGUGGUUUCGACACCUGGAAGGCUGCUCCAACCCGCACCCACAGCGGCUGCCACCAGGCAGCCCAGGCCACAGGGACCAUGGGCUCCAUGUUCCGGAGCGAGGAGGUGUCCCUGGUCCAGCUCUUCCUGCCCACGGCGGCCGCCUACACCUGCGUGAGCCAGCUGGGCGAGCUGGGCCUCGUGGAGUUCAGAGACCUCAACGCCUCGGUGAGCGCCUUCCAGAGACGCUUUGUGGUCGACGUUCGGCGCUGUGAGGAGCUGGAGAAGAUCUUCACGUUCCUGCAGGAGGAGGUUUGGCGGGCUGGGCUGACACUGCCCCAGCCUGAGGCUGGGCUGCCGGCGCCCCCGCCCCGAGACCUGCUGCGCAUCCAGGAGGAGACUGACCGCCUGGCCCAGGAGCUCCGGGAAGUGCGGAAGAACCACCAGACGCUGCGGGCCCGGCUGCACGAGCUGCAGCUCCACACGGCUGUGCUGGGCCAGGGCCAGGGCGCCCAGUUGGCAGCCACCCACACAGACGGUCCCUCAGAGAGGACCCCCCUGCUCCAGUCACCUGGGGGGCCACACCAGGACCUGAGGGUCAACUUCGUGGCAGGUGCCGUGGAGCCCCAGAAGGCGGCCGCCCUGGAGCGCCUGCUCUGGAGGGCCUGCCGCGGCUUCCUCAUCGCCAGCUUCAGGGAGACGGAGCAGCCGCUGGAGGACCCGGUGACGGGCGAGCCUGCCACGUGGAUGACCUUCCUCAUCUCCUACUGGGGCGAGCAGAUCGGGCAGAAGAUUCGCAAGAUCACUGACUGCUUCCGCUGCCACGUGUUUCCGUUCGAGGAGCAGGAGGAGGCCCGCCGAGGAGCCCUGCAGCAGCUGCGGCAGCAGAGCCACGAGCUGGGGGAGGUCCUGGCGGAGACGGAGCGCUUCCUGAGCCAGGUGCUGGGCCGGGUGCAGCAGCUGCUGCCCCCCUGGCAGGUGCAGGUCCGCAAGAUGAAGGCCGUGUACCUGGCCCUCAACCAGUGCAGCGUGAGCGCCACACACAAGUGCCUUAUCGCCGAGGCCUGGUGCGCCUCCCGCGACCUGCCCGCCCUGCAACAGGCGCUGCUGGAGAGCUCGAGGGAGGCGGGCGUGAGCGCCGUGGUUCACCGCAUCCCCUGCCGGGACAUGCCCCCCACGCUCAUCCGCACCAACCGCUUCACGACCAGCUUCCAGGGCAUCGUGGACGCCUACGGCGUGGGCCGCUACCAGGAGGUCAACCCCGCGCCCUACACCAUCAUCACCUUCCCCUUCCUCUUCGCUGUCAUGUUCGGGGACGUGGGCCACGGGCUGCUCAUGUUCCUCUUCGCCCUGGCCAUGGUGCUGGCUGAGGACCGGCCGGCCGUGAAGUCCGCGAAGAACGAGAUCUGGCGGACCUUCUUCAGCGGCCGCUACCUGCUGCUGCUCAUGGGCCUGUUCUCCGUCUACACCGGCUUCAUCUACAACGAGUGCUUCAGCCGCGCCACCACCAUCUUCCCCUCGGGCUGGAGCGUGGCCGCCAUGGCCAACCAGUCCGGCUGGAGCGACACGUUCCUGGCGGAGCACCCGCUGCUCGCCCUGGACCCCAACGUUACCGGCGUCUUCCUGGGACCGUACCCCUUCGGCAUCGACCCUAUCUGGAGCCUGGCUGUCAACCACCUGAGCUUCCUCAACUCCUUCAAGAUGAAGAUGUCGGUCAUCCUGGGGGUCACCCACAUGGCCUUUGGGGUGGUCCUGGGAGUCUUCAACCAUGUGCACUUCGGCCAGUGGCACCGGCUGCUGCUGGAGACGCUGCCCGAGCUCAUCUUCCUCCUGGGCCUGUUCGGCUACCUGGUCUUCCUGAUCUGCUACAAGUGGCUGCGAGUGUCGGUGGCCGGCGCCACCUCCGCCCCCAGCAUCCUCAUCCACUUCAUCAACAUGUUUCUCUUCUCCCGCAGCCCCACCAACCGGCCGCUCUUCCCUGGGCAGGAGGCGGUGCAGUCCGCACUGGUGGUCCUGGCCCUGGCCACGGUGCCCGUCCUGCUGCUCGGCACGCCCCUGUUCCUCCACUGGAAGCACCGGCGUCACCUGAAGAGGAGGCACGCUGGCCAGCUGCAGGACGAGGGCAAGACGGGGCUUCUGGACUCGGGGGACCCGUCCGUGGCCGGCUGGGGCUCUGACGAGGAGAAGGCGGGGUGCUCAGGGGACCACGAGGAGGCCGAGUUUGCUCUCUCUGAGGUGCUCAUGCACCAGGCCAUCCACACCAUCGAGUUCUGCCUGGGCUGCAUCUCCAACACGGCCUCCUACCUGCGGCUCUGGGCCCUGAGCCUGGCCCAUGCCCAGCUGUCGGAGGUGCUGUGGGCCAUGGUGAUGCGUGUGGGCCUGGGCAGGGGCCGAGAGAUAGGCGUGACGGCCGUGGUGCUGGUCCCCAUCUUCGCCGCCUUUGCCGUGUUGACCGUGGCCAUCCUGCUGGUGAUGGAGGGGCUCUCGGCCUUCCUGCACGCGCUGCGGCUGCACUGGGUGGAGUUCCAGAACAAGUUCUACUCGGGCACCGGCUACAAGCUGAACCCCUUCACCUUCGCCGUGGAGGAUGAGUAGCCUUGCCCGUGCCCGGCCCGGCUGCCUGACUGAAGUGGGAACGGAAUAAAGAGCAGAGACCCAGGACUGUGUCUGGGUCCUGUCUGG